Molecule: messenger RNA, 336 nt
Organism: Amaranthus tricolor (Joseph's coat)
Lineage: Eukaryota; Viridiplantae; Streptophyta; Magnoliopsida; Caryophyllales; Amaranthaceae
Exons: 1
Coding region: 1-336 (111 amino acids)
Source: RefSeq, a predicted model, not a curated record
AUGGCAGAGAUGAAAAUGCUGAGGUGGAUGUGCGGUAACACCAUAAUGGACAAAAUCAAGAACCAGGAGUUUAGAGAGAAGUUAAGCGUUACCCCAUUAUCUGCUAAAAUGCGUGAAAAUAGGCUAAAAUGGUUUGGACAUGUGCAAAGAAAGACUGUCGGCAGACCCGUUAGGAGAAUGGAAAGCAUCAUAGUGGAGGGUAAGAAAAGUCGAGGAAGACAUAAGAAAACGUGGGUUGAGCAAAUAAAGAGCGACCUAAGUGAGCUGCGCCUCUCCGUGGACCUGACUAGGGAUAGGAAUAGUUGGAGACGUCAGAUCCAUAUUUUAGAUUACUGA